AUGUGUAUUGUUACUAAUCAUAUUACGAAUGUAUUGUUUUUUGCCUCUUCUCAUAGGUUUGGAUAUACGGCCACUUGGCCUUAUGGGAAGCCUACAGCUGUGGAAGAUGUGGUUUUCCAUCCUUACAACAAUGCAUCAGAUGAAGACGAGGAAGAUGUUGAUGUUAUUAAUUUCUCACCUGUUGCGGGUUAUAAUGGACGGUUGUUUCAUCCUGGAGGUUGUACAAUGUAUAAUCCUGGAAGUGUACUUAGACAACUUUCUUGUGUCCAAAGUGUCCCACAAGUGGAAAACUUCAACUUCAAGGUAAACAAGGUCGGAACUAAGAACAGCGAGAAGAAUUUCAUCCCCAAAUACGAUCCUGCUCCAUCAGUGGACCACUGGAAGAACUUUGGGGAUUAUCUUGUUCUAGUCGAAGAGUUACAAGAUUCGUUUGAUGAUCCAAAUGCCGCUGACGAUGGAUAUAUGGAAUGGUAUGAACAUUCUUCUCAUCCUCGUGUAAUAAACAGUGUCCAACAAGCCCGUGAUGAUAAAGCAAAAGCAACGGCAAUAGAGAAAGAAGCUCAGAAGAUCAUGAAGCAUACCCCUAUGUGUGGUGAUGAGGCCUUGAUCUUGUGGAAUUCAGCGUGAAGGCAAAUGCUAAAUUGUUGAAGAAAAUGAUGGCAAAAAUCCGAAGUGGAGAGCCGAUGGACACUCGAGAACAAACAAACCUCUACAACCAAAUAACUAAUGUUUUUGAUCCCAACCUUGUCGAUACAAG
Molecule: messenger RNA, 757 nt
Organism: Papaver somniferum (opium poppy)
Lineage: Eukaryota; Viridiplantae; Streptophyta; Magnoliopsida; Ranunculales; Papaveraceae
Exons: 3
Coding region: 1-627 (208 amino acids)
Source: RefSeq, a predicted model, not a curated record